AGUUUUUGGCAGAACCUCCUGCGUUUUUUGCUCUAGUGAGGUUUGUGGACGCCUUGCUGGAUCUCUGGGAUCUUUGAGAGCUGCAGCUGCUUCUUCUUUCUGCAGUGAAAACUUGAUAAAACAGCCUCAUCAGAGCAGAAAGAAGCAGCAGGGAUGUCGGUGGAACUUUAUUUGGACCUUUUCUCUCAACCCUGUCGCUCCGUUUUUAUUUUUGCAAAGAAGAACAAGAUUCCCUUCGAGUUCCAGAAGGUUUCUCUGAUGGACGGUGAGCAUUUUGGAGAUGAAUUUGGAAAGAUCAGCAUGAUCAGAAAAGUUCCUGCACUUCGAGAUGGAGACUUCUGUCUGGCUGAAAGUAUCGCCAUCAUGCUCUAUCUGGCUGAGAAGUUCCAGACUCCAGACUUCUGGUACCCGGCGGACCUCCAGCAGCGCGCUCGAGUCAAUGAGUAUCUGUCCUGGCAGCACACAGCCAUCCGGAUGUACGGAUCCAAGAUAUUCUGGCUCCGGCUCAUGAUUCCUAAAAUAAUGGGUGUGGAAGUCCCAAAGGAGAAGAUGGAUGGAGCCUUGGAGGACCUGAACAACUCCCUAAACCUCAUCGAAGAGAAGUACCUCCAGGACCGGGCGUUCAUUGUGGGAGAGCAGAUCUCUCUGGCCGACCUGGUGGCCAUCGUGGAGAUAAUGCAGCCGGUGGGUGCUGGUCUGGAUGUUUUCAACGGGAGACCCAAGCUGAGCGCCUGGCGGGACAGAGUCCAGGCCUUCAUUGGGAAGGAGCUCUUUGACGAGGCCCACCAGGCCAUCCUGGGGGUUCAGGAGAACAUGAAACAGUUUGAUCCCAGCAAGCUGGAGCUCUUCAAGCCUAAAAUCCUCAGGUUAUUCUUCUGAGCAGGACAGCAUUGAUGUAAUCCAAAAUAAAACUAAGCAGCUCUUCAGACGUCAUAAUAAAACCUCGUCUCUCUGUUUAAGUUUGUAUCCCAAUGGUCCCGUUUAUGUAAGGGUUGUAAAACAAAAGCUGGAGGUCCUGGAGGCAAACGACUGAUUAUGUAAUCGGGGAAUGUGAAAUGUGACACUUUUGAGAUUUCUGGAGUGUCAGUCAUUAGCUAAUCUGUUCAGUGCUGCUUUGAUAACCCAGCUACACGUUUCAGCUUUAAUCUGAGGUAAUCCUGAUGUUUCAAUAAACCUUGUUAUCUGUGUA
This is a messenger RNA of Girardinichthys multiradiatus, 1189 nucleotides long. RefSeq names its product glutathione S-transferase theta 1b (gene gstt1b). NCBI's taxonomy places the organism in Eukaryota, Metazoa, Chordata, Actinopteri, Cyprinodontiformes, Goodeidae. Gene Ontology annotation, cellular component: cytoplasm. Bases 154 to 879 code for a protein of 241 amino acids. Gene Ontology annotation, molecular function: glutathione transferase activity. Gene Ontology annotation, biological process: glutathione metabolic process. The transcript is spliced from 5 exons. The record is from RefSeq and is a predicted model, not a curated record.